Molecule: messenger RNA, 2935 nt
Organism: Diatraea saccharalis (sugarcane borer)
Lineage: Eukaryota; Metazoa; Arthropoda; Insecta; Lepidoptera; Crambidae
Source: the annotation of a GenBank genome assembly
AUCCCCUUACACUUUUAGAACAACAGUCACCAAAAGUUUUGUUUAUCAAAACGUAAGAAAUAUUCACAACAAACACGUGUUGAAUAUAAAUGGAAUAAUUAAAAUUUUAUUCAUUAAUAAUUAAGUCCAUUAUAUAUAUUCCAUUAUAUAUAAUAUGGGUUUUUGGCAAAAACAAAAUUGACGACCUGUGCGGUUGCGCAGUGUCGCCAUCUUUGUUUUUCCGGCUAUUGAAUAUAGUAAACGGUCAACUUUUUUCGGAUAUGGAUACCAUUAAAAAGAGCUCUAGCUAAUUGAUACCUAAUCAAUAAUUAUAUUUAUAAGUAUAAUAACAUUAAAAAAAACAUGAGAAAUACUUAACUGAUAUUUUUUUUGUUUUAUCUUGUUUAUCUUGUUUAUAUAGUAUGUACAAAUUGUUUUUCCGCGACUUCCCCCACAUAAAUUAUAGCCUAUCUCACCCUUAUACGAUUAAACUACCGUUAUAUAUUCUCAAAACACAGAAUAAUAUCAUAUGUACUACUAAAUGUACUAAUAUUUAGUUGUUAAUUGUUUUCAUUGGAUAAUAUAUACGUAUUCUUAUUUUACAUACACCAAUAGGUUUAAUUUUCGGCAAUGCUAAUAAUUCUUCAUAUACUUUAUUUUCUCAUAAUAUUUUUUUGUUACAGAUUAAGACGGAGUCUGUUGCUUUUAACAGUCGUGUUGUUAGCCCGCGCACACGCACAGAAAAGCAAAUCUGACGACAGUAAUGUACAAGCAGUGCCUAGCGAUCUAAGGCGGGCAGUCAGCGAGGCACUUGCUCUCGAAAAGAGGUUUUUAAACGGAGCUAAUGAUGCACAGAACUGUACAUCUGAGGAGGACGGCAGCAGUGUCCCGUGCCCUCCCAGCAAGUACAGGAGCCCUAGCGGAGAAUGCAAUAACGUCCGGCACCGACCCUGGGGCCGGAGAGGAGAUGUAUUCUUGAGGCUCAUGCCUCCGAGUUAUGCCGAUAAAGUGUCGCUGCCUCAUUCAGCUCCACAAUAUCCGUCGCCGAUGCUGACGGUUAUGGCAGCGGCACAAUUGACGCGACCUGCGGACCAUGACUAUGUGACAAGCAUGCUGGCAGCUUGGGGGCAACUGCUCAUGAACGAUCUCAUCUCAACUGUCAACGGGAACAAGGAAUGCCAAGGCCCCUCGUGCGAGUAUACCCGUUCCGCGCCGGCUAGAAACAUCGACUCGUGCGGUUUUGAGUACCGUGACCAGAUGAAUUUGGCAACGGCAUUUCUAGACGGGUCGGCUCUCUACGGCAGCUCAGAGAAGGAACUGAGGUCCCUACGACUGUAUGACGCCGGAAAACUCGACGCCGGUUCAUGCAGGAAAUGCAACGAUGGAACUCCCACCGCCCCACUUUACAAGGCCUUAUUGGCUGAACACAAUCGUAUAGCUGGUGAACUGUAUGCCCUAAAUCCAUUCUGGGAUGACACCACACUGUUCUUAGAGGCCAGACGAGCGAUCGCUGCGAUCGUCCAACACAUUACUUACAAUGAAUUUUUACCAGUUCUUCUAGGCGAGGUGGGAAUGGCGAAAGCAGAAUUGAAGUUACAGUCACUCGGUUUCUGGCGCGGAUACUCAAGUGCUAACCGCGCGGGCGCAUAUACCGAGCUGGUUGCUGUAGCGCCUAUCUUCAAAGCAAUGAUGAACCAAAAACUGGUAUGAGUUAAAGGAUCCCUUCUUUUAGCAUGUCUUUUUCCUAAUAUACUUCGCCAUAGUUGUUUUUCGCAUUAUAAUAAUUUGCCAUGAUUAUUUUUCUUGCUCGAAAUGAUAUUUGGAAGAUACUAGUUCCAUUGAUUUUUACUCAAAUUGAAAAAUUUUGGAAAUACAGAAACAGACACAUUCAUAUUUGGAAUCAUAAAAUUUUUCUUAAUCGUUUGAGGUUGGUUUAAUUUUUUUAUGAACCAAGUCAUAAAAAUCUUUUCAAAUUAGUUCACGAAUUGAGGCAAAUGCCACAUUUGACCAGUUUAAAAGCUCACUUGGACUUGGAUUUUAACUAUUAUGUCUUUUGGGUCUAGUAUAUUACUAGAUAUGCAAGACUUAGAACGUAACCGUAACAUGUCGUCAAUGCUAAUUUUCAGAUAAAUUCGACCGUUUCUCUAGAACACUUGUUCCGUACUAGUGCUCAACGCGUAUCCCAUUUUCCACCAUCGGUCGAGUGGGAUGUGAACCGCGCUAGAGAUCAUGGCGUCGCAUCAUACUUGAGGGCAGUGAGGAUGUGUGAACCCACCACUUCUGUCAAUACAUUCGGGGACUUCGAGAAGAUGGGCUUCGAUAGAACACAGCAGGAGAUGAUUGCUGACAUGUAUAGGUGGGAUAUUCCCCUUUUACGCUCACAAAGAUUAUCAAAACCCAGAAAAAAACUAUCAUUUGAUCUGAAACUCAUAUUAUUAUAAAAUGUCCUUUUAGUUCUUCUAAUUAGUUUUCCAUACAUCCAUCCAGAACCGUAACCAUUCUAAAUUCGUUACAGUAUAUAUUAGGGUUUAUUGGCCUUUUUCUUAGUCUAUAAAUAAUUAAGGCUGAUUCACUUCAUUGAACUGCAGUACCUCAAUUAAUUUUUAUUGUUAAUUUAUGAUUCAAGUUACUACUCUAGCUGGAAAAAGAAAUUUAUGUAGAAUGAGUAAAAUAGUUAACACCUCAUUAAUUUACGGUUAAUGUUGGGAGUUCAUGAAUAAGUUUUUAUUUAAACACCAUUCAUUUAUAAAAGACAAGCGGAGGUAAAACAUGACCUCAAGUACAGUUUUUGGGAUAAUAUAUAACCUAUUACCUUCCUAGGUUCUUAAACUACUCAAACAUAAUUUUCAUUGAUGUAAAUACAAAAACAAAGAAGUUUCAUACAACGAUAUCACCCUUUUAUCACCUUCGAGGUGGAAUUUCCGAAAAUCCGUUCUUACACCUUUAUGUAAUAAGA